GCCGUGUAUUGUCAAUAAUAUAAAGUAGAGCAAAAAAUGGCUCAAGAGAAGAAGAAGAAAUUGGAACAUUUUUAUUCACUACUUGAUGAAUACAAGCAGUCUGUUUUUCCUGAAUUGACCAAUAUAGAGGACAGUCCUGUCAAAACGUUGGAUUUACUACAAACCGUUGAUCAAGUGAAAUCGAUCCCUGAUCAGCUUGUAGUUGAUGUUAUCGUUCAAGGUUGUAAAGGAAUUAGCCACGAACAAAAUGCUACGCUUGCACGAUCAUUCUGUCUCUUCAUGUAUAAAAAGUUCACCAAACAAAUUCGGACAGGUAGUUUUCGAUCGAAUCAGUUUGACAUAUGUAUCAACUACUUAAUGGACGGCAUUGAGUCCGCAAAAAGAUUAGCGAACAAUAAUAGCGUUACAAGCAACAUUGACUGCCAGUAUAAAGUUGACUUAUUACGUGCACUUUCAGCUCUUUUAUUUGAUAACAUGCAUCAUACUCAACGCUCCAUCAAAAGGUUAUCAUCUAUUUUACUGACUCUAGCCGAUCCUGCACAAAAUAGUUCAGUCGAAGUACGUCGCAUGGCCAUCAACUGCAUUGGCAAUUUAUGCGCCACGAAUACGUCAGUAGCUAGCACAUCAACUUCUUCAACAAAUAAUAACAAUGCUACUGGUAGUGGUAAUAGGAUACAGCCCUAUUUCGAAGAAUUGUAUGCUUGCUUACUAAGUAAUAUCUGCGAAGUACGUCGUACAGAUCAAGGCACUCUAAUGGUAACUGCAGCUACCAUAGACGGUGCCCCAUUGGCAACAUUAGAUUUGAACGAUGCAAAUGUACGUAAAGUAGCUAGCUCUACUUUGAGAGCUCUGUCCUACUUAUUGUUACAAGAUAAAUCACUAGUAAUGAACACACUUUGUGAUAUUGUGCAAAUUGUACAUACAUUCAUUUUUAUGCAUGUCAACGUACAAUCUUACUCUAUUUCAACUGCCAGCAGCAUUAUUUCUUCCUCCACUUCAGCUACAGCACUGAAAUUGUCAAACCUAACCAAACGAGUAUCAAAAUCAUCAUUAGCAUCAUUCUCCACCAUAUCAUCCAAUACCCGGCAAUCUCUAUAUCCUUCUUUAUGGAAACCAAUGCAUCAUUAUCGAUCGUCUUCAAUAGUUACGAGUUCAGAAUCUGAACUAUCAGAUGCCACAAGUAACUUAGAAUUAUCUCCACGAAGACAAAGAGAUUUGUCCAAAAUCCGUAUAAAUGCUUUAUUAUGUUUGUCGGCUAUAGCUACUGUUGCUCCUAAAGAACUAUACCCUCAUUGGCAUAAAUUCUUGCCAGAUACGUUUUCCAUUUUUCUUUUAAACAACAGUAUUAGUGCAAAACGGCAAAAUGAUAAAGACAAUAGAGACACUGCUUUUACACUAUCAUCAACUCUGAAAUCAGAUAAUCAGCCUUAUUCUCUAUUUACCAUCUUACUUUAUGAUCCUAAUCCUCAUGUACAGGUAGCCGUUUGUAAUACGCUUAUGACUUUUUUUCAAGGCUCGAAACAAUACCUAAGUCUAGCAGUAGAUGAGAGUACCAACAGCAAUCAGAAGCCAUCAUCUUCUACUUCAUUCACCUCUCUCUCUACCAAACUAGGAUCUAUUGUUCACGAUAUAUUUCAAGCCUUCUACUAUGUGUUAUCAUCAACUGAUCCUAGCAAUCAACAAGUGUUGACAUGGAUUAUGCAAGCCAUUAGUGUGUUCAUUGAUAAUUGUACAUUCGAUAAACUCUCAAAAGAGUACUUACCGUGGAUGUAUACUGCUAUUCUACCAUAUUGGAAAGUUAAUCAAUCGCUAAAAGAAAAAGUCACUAAUAUGCAACAGCAACAGUAUCAGGCAGCAAUGCUCAAAGCUUUUAAGUCGAUUUUCAGUAUUUAUCAAUACAACCUGGUUGAAUAUAUUGACAGGGACUUUAUCCGCGGAAAUGAUUCAAUCAUUGUGGUGGCUAUGGAGAACAGACAGUAUACUAAUCAAGAGCACGUAUGGCAAUUAUGUAAUACGCUAACAAGCGUUUAUUAUAAGGAAUGUAUGCCAGCUUUAUGGAAUUUACUGGAACAUCGCUAUCUACCAAAGAGUCCGCAAGAAGGAAAACAAGCGCAGCAAGCAGUAACUGUAACUACAACUGAAAGCUUAUUCUCAUCUUCAAGUAUCAAAUUUUUGGAAACUUAUGCUGUCGCUAUGAACGAGUAUAAUGAGCCGCUUGACAAUCAAGUAAUUUGGUGGCAGAAGGUAUUGGCUGGCUACCUUGCAAAAGCAUGUUCUGCAACCUCUUCUGAAAUCUCGGUAACAGAAAUACAGGAAACAGCGACAAAAAUCGAGGCUAAGAGUGAUAAAAGCAUCGAAAAAAACGGUGAACGUCGCGAAGAACAAGAAAUACGGUCCGCUGCAUGUGAUUGUUUUGCAGCUUUGUCUCAAGAAGUAUUUGAAGGCCUGUCUGUUAGGUUUCAGCGACUGGCUAUUACUUUAUUAUUCUCUUUGGCAGCAGACAUGAAUAAAUACGUGAGAGCAGCAGCUUAUCGGACGCUUGGUAUCUUUAUAUUAUUUCCAUCAUUACGGGAAGAUCCACUUUUUGUAUCAGAGAUGAUCAAGUCUCUUUUGAGUCAGAAAGAUGAGAAGACUGUUUUAAUUAGAGUCAGAGCAAGUUGGGCUAUGGCAAACUUAUGCGAUGCACUUGUGCUCGAAAGUGAAAAAGAAGAGUUUGCUUUGCGUGAAUACAUGACCAUUACAGAAUGGAUUAAUAUCAUUGAUAUGGCGACUAAUGGUGCUUUGGAUAAUGAGAAAUUGAAAUCCAAUUCUGCUCGCUCAAUAGGUAGUCUUUUAAGAAUUACUCCCAAAGAGUACUUUGAAAAUACACGAAUCAUGUCUCUUGUUAAGAGAGCCAUCCAAGCCUUGGUCAAGAAUAUUGAAGGUGGCUCCUCUCUUAAAGUACGGUGGAAUGCUUGUCAUGCCACCAGUAAUGUAUUAAUGAAUUUACAGUUCCCUAUUGGUUAUCAAACUGAUACAAGGAGUGUAUACCCAUGGACGCAUAUGGUUUUUUCAUCAUUAAUGGAUGCACUGUUAAACUGUAAAAACUACAAAGUGAGAAUUAAUGCAUGUCUAGCAUUAAGCACGCCUAAACUUCCUGAACAGUAUGGUGACCAACUGACGUCCAUUGUUUCGGCUAUUUUGAAAGCCUGGGACCGUUUAUUGAAGGAUGAUGAGCAAGGAAGCUUCAACGAAAUUAAAUAUAAAGAACAGCUGAAAAAGCAGGUAGCGUACUUUCACUUUUUUUUUAAAGCAGCGACAUCGAAUUUCCAAUUUAAUGCUUAGCGCUUGAUUUACUGUAAUAGAUCAAGGAGACCUUAAGCCAGCUGUUGGAGUGGAUACCCGUAGAAUAUCAAAAUCAAGUGAACAAAAUUUUCACGUGUAAAUAAAUAUGCAGUUCAAUAAAUAAAGAACAUAAUCAGCAAACAGUGAUAAAAGGUU
Mycotypha africana is the source of this 3480-nucleotide messenger RNA. Its product is annotated as armadillo-type protein. Lineage: Eukaryota; Fungi; Mucoromycota; Mucoromycetes; Mucorales; Mycotyphaceae. The transcript has 5 exons. The record is from RefSeq and is a predicted model, not a curated record. Bases 37 to 3324 code for a protein of 1095 amino acids.